AUAAAAAAUUCGAAAAUAAACCAUUACUAUUAGGUAACAAAUACACAUAAGACAAGCUUUGAAAUAAUUUUGAACUUGCAGUUUGUUUGUUCAAUCAGUGUUUUAAUUUAGUACAUGUACUAGUUAUUUCCAAAAUAUGUAUUUACUAGUUUUUAUUGCUUUAAUUUUGAGUUUUGUAACAAAACUCACAAAUUGUAAUGAAAGGCCAGUGAUUGGAAUUUUAACACAAGAAGUUUAUUGGUCGAGUUUUAAAAAUUUAGUACCACUUAAUAACUCAUAUAUAGCUGCAUCUUAUGUUAAAUCAAUUGAAGCUUCUGGAGGACAAGUCGUACCAGUUUUCACCAACAGGACUACUGAAUAUUAUAUGGAUGCAGUAAAAAAAGUGAAUGGCAUUCUGGUCCCUGGAGGAGGAUGUGCGUUUAAUAUUAGUUUUGGAAUAUGUCAAUCGACAAAUGAGAUUUUUCACAUUGUGAAACAUAUAAAUGAUGAAGGAGAUCGAUUUCCAAUACUUGGAAUUUGUUUAGGAUUUGAACUUCUUUUAAUCACAUCUAUUGAUGGAAAAAAUCCUCUAACAGCCUGUGAUUCUAUAGGCAUGAAUUUACCUCUAAAUCUUAUACCAACAAUGGAAGAAAAAAGUGUGUUAUUCAAAACAAUGCCAAAGGAUGUUCGAAACAUUCUACUUACAGAACCUGUCACAGCAAACCAUCAUAUUCAUUGUGUAACACAAAAGAACUUUACGUCAAUGAAGUUAGAUCACUUUUGGAAUCCUAUAACAAUAAAUGAAGAUGAAAAUAAUUUGACAUACAUAUCCACAGUAGAAGCUAAAAAUUAUCCAUUUGUGGGAUUACAAUUCCAUCCAGAAAAAAAUGCUUAUGAAUGGGAAAGAAAUGACCCUCAUAGUUGGUCAGCAAUAUAUUCAGCACGCUAUUUUUAUGAUUGGUUU
This is a messenger RNA of Myzus persicae (green peach aphid), 943 nucleotides long. Its product is annotated as gamma-glutamyl hydrolase A-like. NCBI's taxonomy places the organism in Eukaryota, Metazoa, Arthropoda, Insecta, Hemiptera, Aphididae. The transcript has 4 exons. Gene Ontology annotation, biological process: tetrahydrofolylpolyglutamate metabolic process. The record is from RefSeq and is a predicted model, not a curated record. The annotation marks the transcript as partial. Gene Ontology annotation, molecular function: gamma-glutamyl-peptidase activity. Gene Ontology annotation, cellular component: vacuole.